Molecule: messenger RNA, 1261 nt
Organism: Numida meleagris (helmeted guineafowl)
Lineage: Eukaryota; Metazoa; Chordata; Aves; Galliformes; Numididae
Gene: NDUFS3
Product: NADH:ubiquinone oxidoreductase core subunit S3
Exons: 7
Coding region: 1-1182 (393 amino acids)
Molecular function (GO): NADH dehydrogenase (ubiquinone) activity
Source: RefSeq, a predicted model, not a curated record
AUGUCCGCAGCCCGCGCGGACACGGCGAAGCGUCAGCAACGGCUACAGACCACGAGAAAGGACGUGGGAUUUACAGUAAACGCCUGUAAACGCCUCAGAAAAAUAAAAACGGGAAGGCCAAUUCUUGGGAAGCUAAGGGCCACUCAGCGCUGCGAGAACAUAGCGCAGCCGCCGGGCGAGCAGAGCAGUUUCCGACCCCGCUCCGCCCCGCCCGGCGCGACACCCACCUGCGGCGCCUCCCUUCAUGCCGCCGCCCCGGAGCCUCCCGCCGCCGCCGCCGCCCUGGGGUGCCCCAGCGGCUUCCCCGCGCCCCUCACCCUGCGCCAGGCGCCGCCAGGCACUCGCCACUUCCGGCCACCCACCCGGAAGCGCCGCCGAGCUGUCCCCGGGCGCUUCCGGCUCCAGGGGGAAGCGCGGCGCCGGCGGGGCCUUCCGCUUCCGGCCUGUGCCCUUGCCCGUCCGUGCGGCGGCGGGAUGUUGGCGGCGGCGGCGCGGGGCCUGGUGUGGGCCGCGCGGCGAGCUACUGUCAGACCAAAAAAUGAAGUAGAACAGAAGCAGCUCUGUGCAUUUGGGGAGUACGUGGCUGAGAUCCUGCCCAAGUAUAUCCAGCAAGUACAGGUGACCUGUUUCAAUGAGUUGGAGCUUUUGAUCCAUCCAGAUGGGAUUAUUCCAGUUCUGACUUUCCUCCGAGAUCACACUAAUGCCCAGUUCAAGUCUUUGGCUGACUUGACUGCUGUUGAUGUCCCAUCUCGGCAGUACCGCUUCGAGAUUGUCUACAAUCUCCUGUCUCUGCGAUUCAACAGUCGGAUCCGUGUGAAAACAUACACUGAUGAGCUGACACCUGUUGACUCAGCAGUGUCUGUGCACAAAGCAGCAAACUGGUAUGAAAGAGAGGUUUGGGACAUGUAUGGUGUUUUCUUCGCCAACCACCCUGAUCUAAGGCGAAUCCUCACAGACUAUGGGUUUGAAGGCCAUCCUUUCCGGAAGGACUUCCCACUCUCGGGUUAUGUGGAGGUGCGGUAUGAUGAUGAAGUAAAACGGGUAGUGGCAGAACCUGUGGAGCUAGCUCAGGAAUUUCGCAAGUUUGAUCUCAAUAGUCCCUGGGAGGCAUUUCCUGCCUAUCGUGCACCCCCGGAACCACUGAAAAUAGAAGCUGGAGCCAAGAAAGAAGAUGCAAAAUAGCAGCAGAAUGGAGCAGGUGCAUGGCACCAUUCUUUCUGUUCCAGUGUAAUAUUUAUAAUAAUAAAAAUUGUUAAGAGAC